GGCGUUGGAGAAGAAGAUAUUGGCGAAAAAAACAAUGGCGAACAGCGUGCUAGGAAGAAAAGAGGCAAGCAAUCCGGGCCUCGCAACGAUGGAGUGAGAGCAAAGGGCGAACCUAACUCUGCAGAUCGUAAAGCACAACUCGAGGAACUCCAAGAGGGUGACACGUUCGCGGAAGAGUUGGGCAAGAAGCCACCUGUAGUCUGGAAAGGGCGACGGCCGAAUGACCCUGAUUUCGUUCGCGAGUUUCUAAAGGCAAAGUUGGGCCUCUCUUUAUUGAGGUCAGCAAAUGGAUAUGGUACCACCAAGAAGGCGGUAAAGGUCCGCCAGGAAGAAGGUCAACGUAUUGCGCAGUGGAACAAGAAGAAGGCAGUGGACGAUCGACAGGCCGAAGCUGACCGUUUCAACGGAGAUUGGGCUGCCGCUGAACAGUUUAAAAAGAUUGUCUCCACCAUCUCAAGUAUUGUUAGGGACCAAACCUCUUUUAACUUCCAGAGCUCGCCCCGCCUCGGAGA
Messenger RNA from Acaulospora colombiana, 512 nucleotides. The record is from the annotation of a GenBank genome assembly. NCBI's taxonomy places the organism in Eukaryota, Fungi, Glomeromycota, Glomeromycetes, Diversisporales, Acaulosporaceae.